AUGGUCCCAGUCGUAAUAGACGAUGAUUCAGAUGAGGAUGAUGAAAUUCGAGAAAUUUAUCGUGAGUUUCAAGAUACAGAAGAAGCUGGAAUUCCCAUCACAAUUGUUAUGCUUGUUAUUGCUACCUAUGUCGCAUUUGGGGCCUUUCUUUUCCGUAUUUGGGAAGUCGACUGGACACCCAUUGAUGGAGCCUACUUUGCUGUCAUCACUAUUUCAACCAUCGGUUUUGGUGAUCUGGUUCCAGGAAAUGGACGAUUUGAUCAGCCAGAAACAAUAACAGAGCUGCUGAUUGGAGCUCUAUAUUGCGUGGUGGGUCUCGCACUUCUCUCCAUGUGUUUCGAGUUGAUGAAAGAGGAAUUUGUGGAUAAGGUUCGCUGGAUAGGUCGUUCUCUGCACAUUGUCACCAACGUCGAGGACAAUGAAAUGAAGGAAGACGUCGUCGAGGAGAUUGAUGAAGGAGCCACGGGUGAUGAACUUUGCCGAGAUUGUUGUAAUGAAGUGAGUGGUGCCGUCAAUGGCAAUAUGUUAUUUGAGGCAGCCAAUAAUACCAAUUCGAAAUCUUUACAAUCAAUGAAUGCUCAGGAAAACCCACCUCCAAAAAUGUUACCUGAAGAAGAUAUUGAAAAAUUGGAAGUAGGCCAUUUUAGAUCCAAUUUUGGCGGGGAAGUCAACGAAACGUUCGAAAGUGAUGUGGAAGAAAGGACAGAAAAUCAAUAA
Rodentolepis nana is the source of this 717-nucleotide messenger RNA. NCBI's taxonomy places the organism in Eukaryota, Metazoa, Platyhelminthes, Cestoda, Cyclophyllidea, Hymenolepididae. The record is from the annotation of a GenBank genome assembly.